AUUAUCACAUAAGAAAAACCCCGGAAGUCUUCCUGAUUAAGAAUUAGAGUCCGAAGACUUCUUAAGAAUAGGACUAACGGAAGGUAUACUUCAACAUUUGUAAAAAAAAACACACACACAUACAUAGAGAAAGAUGAACGAAACAGCCAGUAUGUCCGUGUUGCCGGAAGUCUCCCUGUCGGAGAUACUAUCACUAACUUCACCUAGGAAUGCGUGCAGAGCUGCCGCCGUCUCCAAAGAAUUCAUGUCAGCGGCAGAUUCCGAUACCGUUUGGAAGCGAUUUCUGCCACCGGAUUACGACGAAGUCAUUGAGCAGGCGGUUUCUCCUGUGGCUUUUGACUCUCAAAAGAAAUUAUACCUCCACUUAUCGGACUCGCAUAUCCUCCUCGAUCGUGGCUAUCUGAGCUUCCAGCUAGAUAAAGAGAGUGGGAAAAAGUGCUAUAUGCUGGGAGCCAGAGAGUUAUCAAUUGCAUGGCAAGAUGACACUCGAUACUGGGAGUGGGGGCAUAUACCUCAAUCAAGGUUUCCGGAGGUGUGCAUACUUAGAGAAGUAUGGUGGCUUGAGAUUCGAGGCAGAAUAGCAGCUGUAAAACUAUCACCAAAGAGUACAUAUGUGGCGUAUCUUGUCUUUCGAACUACUGGGUAUGUCAGUGGACUUGCUGUGCCAGGAAAAACAAAGGUAAUUUAUGGUGGGACAGAAAUGAAGACUGAAAAUGUGUACCUUCAAAGACCAGGGGCUAUUGGUAGAACUGGACAUGUGCCUGUGUUUCCUUGUAGGAGAAAGGAUGGGUGGAUGGAGAUCAAAUUGGGAGAAUUUGAGUGCAAUGAAGGAGAUGAUAGGGUGGUCGAGAUGGCCUUUGAUGAGCAUGAAGCCUGGAAGAAUGGUCUUAUCGUGGAGGGCAUUGAGCUUCGGCCUAAAUAA
Lactuca saligna is the source of this 922-nucleotide messenger RNA. The record is from the annotation of a GenBank genome assembly. Lineage: Eukaryota; Viridiplantae; Streptophyta; Magnoliopsida; Asterales; Asteraceae.